Messenger RNA from Xyrichtys novacula (pearly razorfish), 12512 nucleotides. The record is from the annotation of a GenBank genome assembly. Lineage: Eukaryota; Metazoa; Chordata; Actinopteri; Labriformes; Labridae.
GUCGACUAGUUGUCUGCAGGCAAAGAUGGCGGUGCGGAAGAAAGACGGCGGCCCGAAUGUAAAAUAUUUCGAAGCGUCUGACACCGUUUCUCAGUUUGAUAAUGUCCGCGUCUGGCUGGGGAAGAAUUAUAAAAAGGUACUGACCGCAUGUUUUGUAACCAGACACACUAAAGCUGACAUUCUCAGCCUGAAAUGUGGGCACUUAUCUGUUAGGCAGAGGCAGUGACAAAGAGAGGAGGGAGGGUGCUGCUGAACAUCCAGCUGUUGGAUUCACGCGAGCCGGGAUACAAAAGGAUGCUGAGACAACAGCUGCACCACGAGCAUCCGCGAAUGUCGUUUCCCCCGUAGCGUUAUGUUAUUGUAGCUGAAACGUUAAAGAGCAGCACAUAUGAAGACCUAGAGGAGGAUUUCUUUUGGGGAAAAGGGUGACUUUAGCUGGCCAGUCAGCUAGCUAGCUCGGUAGCUAGGAGGCUCGCGGUAAUGCAGCUCAGAUCCAGAUGUUUGCUCUGUGGCGCGGCGCUCAAUGAAGAAACCCGUCUGAGCUUUAACAUGCUCUGCUGCGUUUAUACUCAACGAUUAGGUAUUAAAAGGCUCAAAACAUACCAAUGUUUAAGAAAAUGUUUAAGAAUACAAGGUUUGGUUUUAAAUCCUAUAGGGGAGAGUGGGGUAAGAUGGGCCAUUUUUCAUAUUUCGGAUCACUACAUCAAGGCAAUCAUAGUUUUGUCUCUAACUAGUGUAUCUGCAUAUAUUUCAAGAUGUUGUGCAUCCCUGCAAACCAACAGAAUGAGUGUAAACAGAACUGUCUUGAUAAUAUAGCAUGCCAAAAAAAGUGGUCUCCCUCACCUUCUCUCUCCCAACAGUCACUUCUUCACAUUCAUGUGUAUUUUUAUUUAUUAUAAACUAUUCAACUUGUACAAUACUUCUUAAUAUUAUUAUUGCAUAUCACUGCUAAAAAGCUGUUUUGUAAAAAGAAAUAUUUUAACAUGAGAAUGCCUUUAAGUGAUUCAGAACAUUCACAGCUGUAUUUUUGAAAAGAAAAAGUAACACAUUUCAACAAUCUGAACUGAAACUCUGAUCCUCUCAUCAGACUCCUUUACUUUCUCAGUUGAGCCACUGACUCAACUUACCCCAGAACUACUAUUAUUACUUUAAUAAUCCUCUAAGCUAAAAUGGUGGACUUUUAUGCUAGGUUUUUGACCUCAUGUUGUAGCUCAUAAAUACCACAAUUGAUGUAUAAAACAAAUUUAAAUGAUCUUUUUUUGGUCUGAAAACAAUUCUAAUAAAACUUAUGACAGACUAAAUUCCCUUUCAAGAGUGAAAAAUGUUUUUUUGUAAAUUAAUAUCCAACCCCUUCACCCAUGUGCUUCUAACCUUCACAGACUCCAUGAAUUGAUGCCCAUCUCCUAAAUAUUUGGUCACAUGAUCAAUUUCUUUUACCAUUUCCAAGCAACAGGGGGUGGCUCAACUUAUCCCACUCUCCCCUAUUAGAUAUUACAGAACACAGCUAUGCCCUGAUAAAAAUCAAACACACAGCAAUUCCCCCCUUUUUCAAAAUAUACUGACCAGAAACAAAAGUCUAUCUACAUACUUCUGUAUUUGUCUCUAACUGUCUUUAUGUAUUUCUGUCCUCUCAGUACAUCCAGGCUGAACCCCCUACCAACAAGUCUCUUUCCAGCCUGGUGGUCCAGUUACUCCAGUUCCAGGAGGAGGUGUUUGGUCGACAUGUCAGCAACCCUCCCCUUACAAAGCUGCCGGUACGCCUCAGUCAUCCACAUCUACAUAUUUAAAAAAUUAAACCAUUAUGAGGCGUUCUGAAAAAUCCUGUGUUGCAUUUGCAGAUGAAGUGUUUCCUGGACUUCAAGUCAGGAGGGGCUCUCUGCCACAUCCUGGCUGCUGCCUACAAGUUCAAGAGUGACCAAGGAUGGUAGGACUUUCUUUCUAGCUGAUUGAAAUACUUAGACAAAGCAAAACUGGCUUUGAUACCUUAAUUAUCAGUGCAUAAAUGUAUUUUGGCUAAGAAGCCGUUUCGUGUGUAACUCCAGUCUAAUUUCCUGGUAGGCGCAGGUUUGACUUCCAGAACCCGUCGAGGAUGGACCGAAAUGUGGAGAUGUUCAUGACGAUUGAGAAGUCCUUAGUGCAGGUAGAACUGUUUUUAUGCUUCUUUGAAACACACAUUACCUGAAAGUAAUAAUUUAAUUGUAAAUCUUUCACGUUUUAGUGUAGUGGCAACCAGUAUUUUGUCUUUUUCUGCUAAAGCACCAAAGCUAAACAAUUACAAAGAAAACACCAUAAUUCUACCAUAUCUUCUUUAGUUACAUCAUAUUGGUGAAGUGUUUGGACAGUUAGGCUGUCUAAACUUUGAAGACAGAAUUGAUGAAAGGCACUUGGUCAUGUGACAGAAUGAGUAACCCUACUUAAACCACAAAAUCAUCAAAUUUUCCUUAUCUAAAAUGUUAAAACUGCCAAGAUGUAUUUUUUUAAUGGAAAUUAUCUGAAAUUAAAGAUAUUCAUUUUCCUGCUGAUUCAGGUAUUUGCUUGUAAAUGCAUCAAAUGUUUCAUUAUUUUCACAUCUAUUGUAUCAUUUCAGAACAACUGCCUGACAAGACCGGUCAUCUACCUGAGCUCUGACAUAGAGCCUAAACUGCUGGGAAAGCUGAAAGACAUUAUCAAAAGACAUCAGGUACUUUUCCUUUUUGUCUUCUUAUUACAGUCAAAGAAUUUUUCCCUUGUUUGGAUUCAAAAAUACACCUGUGUUCAAAGGUUAACUCGUAUCUCCUUGAGUUCCUUCAAUCUCCAAAUUGUUCAGAUGUUUUUCCUCAUCAUAUGAAUCAACUUCAUCUUUCACAGGGAUCAGUCACAGAGGACAAGGCCUCCAGCUCCCAUGUUGUUGUUCCUAUUCCCAGCAGCCUGGAGGAAGGUGAGAUUUCAGAUGUUGUGUUUUUAGCCACCUUUGUCCUUUUUAAAUUUUAAUGCACUUUUUCCACUCCGUAUAUUUUCCUUUUUUUGCUCCAGAGGAGUGGGUGCGUCCUGUGAUGAAAAGAGACAAACAAGUGCUUCUCCACUGGGGAUAUUUUCCUGACAGGUACCAAAUUCAAUAUUUUACACCUGUUGCCUCAUCUUAUCAUCAGACGUUUAACUCAUUUCCCAAACAUGGGAGGGAAUCUGUUGUACUCUUGUUCUCUUGAAGCUUCUUUCUACCUCAUGCUAGACACAUUAGUCCUUCUGCAAUAUGUUUAGAGGCUUUCUUCUUUGCUGUAACCUUCGACCUUGGAUCUUACAUCCUUUAGCUAUGAUACUUGGAUUCCAGCCAGUGAGAUUGAAGCUGCAGUGGAGGAUGCUCCCAGCCAGGAAAAGCCCAGAAAGGUAUUUAAAUUCAUGUCAUGCACUGUUCUUUGCUUCAGAGUGAAUUUAGUCUCCUUAUUUCUAUCAUCUGUUUCAUAUUUGUAGGAUUUAUUUCCUUGAUUUUCCCCCUUAAUCUAAUAAAGGUCAUUAGCCUUGGAUGUAAUUUAGUAUAUUUCACUGGUCAGUUGCAUGUACUGUUUUUAAAGGAUGCAUGAAGGACCACAAAAACAGACUUUUUGAAAACUUAUUUACAUCAGAGUUGAAAAAAAAAAGUUUUCUGUGCAACAUCAAUCUGUAUAAGGGUCAGUGACAAAUAAGGGUUUGCAUCAUGAGUAAUUCAAAACUGUUUUAAUAAAUUGUUUUAAAAGUUUGCAUUAGGUUUGCUAAGAUGUAUGCUUUGUAUCUCUGUUGGUUUCAUAUAAUUUCAAAUAGCAUUUAAACCUUUUUUUACUAAAUGAAUGAUGGACUUCCUUUGACAAUGUCUAGUGGUGUAACCACAACAAAAGGGGAAAUAUUUAAUACUUAUUUCCACCUAUAGUGUAUGCAAGUGUACUUAAAAGUUACUUAAUCAUAAUAUAUCAGUUGAAAAUACAUUUUGUUAGGGUUUUUUUUUACAAAAACAUUGGAUGCAUUUUUGCAAUAUAGAGCAGAAGAAAAGCUAAAAAGAGCUGGCAUUUUCUAAAUAACAUUUGACAAAUCAUGUUGAAACUGUAAAGAUAUUAUAUCUGUUAAGAUGUUAGUGCAUUGCAAUAGAGGAGUACAUUCCAUUCCCCAUGCAUUUUCUCAAAUAUUAUGUUUUUCUUAAUGAAAAAUUCUGGUUACACCAAUUGACACAAACCAGUUACUGGGUUUUGAUGGUUACACCACAUUGACAUUUUUCCCAUUAUUCCCUGAAUAUUCCCUCAAAAUGGAUAAAAUCUAGAAAUUUUAGACAAGGUCUUGAAAAAGAGAACGUAUCCAAGUAAUUAGUGGAUUUAUUUUUGAAUUUUAGCCUUUUCAAAUCGAAGUAAACCAUUGGAAGAAAAAGAAAACUGUCACGUCACUGACCCAUAAAUGGAAGAAAAUGUAAAUCUCACCCUUUUUUUGUUAUAUGACAUGAGAGUCUUGAUAGGAUUGUGAAGCAGUUAAAUAUGUAGGACUGAAUGAACAAAAUCUAGAGUCAUGCUUCUCUGUGUACUCACAGCACGAUUGUCUGGAUCAGUAAACUGACAAUAACUGACUGACUGCUGCCUUUACCUCCUCUAAUAAUGCUGCAUUUACUUGACAUCUGGCACAUGCAGAACUUUCAGCUCAUGUGCUGCUUUGUGGAAAAGUUUUAUGUGAAAUUAUGCAAAUUAUGAAAAUAGUCUGCAGAACGUGUGAAGGUGUCAUUACCCAGCUGUAAAGCAAAAGUAGGUCCAGUAACGACCUCCAUCAAUGUCAUCGUAACUCUACUGUUGAAACUAAACCCAGAGACAUUUGGUGAUGUCUAGAAGAUGCUCCAACUCUACUUUUCUUUCUCUGACAUGGUUUCAUGGAUAUACUUUGAAGUAAAAUUUUGACCUCUCUCUCAGUUUUAUGAUUUAGUAUCAAUAUUGCUCACACAUUGUACACAUUGUGUGGUCUUUUCCUCAGGUUCACGCCAAGUGGAUUUUAGACCUGGACCAGUAUAACGAGUGGAUGAACGAAGAAGACUAUGAAGUGGGUGAGGGCUGCCCCAAGAGGAAGAGGAUCUCAGCCAAGACCCUGACCGAUGAGGUGACCACGCCUGACGAGCGCAGGGAUAAGAAGCCUGGUAGUGCCAAGAAGAGAAAGCGCUCACCGUCGCCCUCCCCGACACCCCCGCCACAGGAGAGCAAGAAGAAGAAUACCAAAAAAGCGUUUGUGACCUCAUGUCUUUAUGAAGCACACCACUGCUGUACUGUUGGUCUCAGUGUCAGUAUCAUCAAAGACAAUAAUGCAAUAUAAUGUCCUUUAUGUGUGUUGCUGUGUCUGUGUGUGUGUACAGCCCAACCACUCCAUACACCAAGUCCAAAAGGGGACAGAGGGAGGAAGAACAGGAGGACCUUAGCAAAGACUUGGAUGAAGCGUCACCUCUUCCACCAUCUGAAGAGGGGAACCCAGCAAAGCCAAGUACACAAGUCCACAUAACCUUACAAACACUAGCUCACCUCCAACUUUAGAAAACUAUUCAAAUCGACAUAAGUUGUCAUUUUUUGUGCUUUGAAGUAAGUUUUGACUUCUUCUAUUUCCACAGAUAACACAAAGAAGGACUCUGACUCAACUCCAGUCAAGGGAGAUAUAGGUAAGACGUCUCCUUCAACUUGACUAGUUUCUUGUCUCUGUUUAGUAUUAGAUCAUUUAAAAACUGCUUCAAGGUAGGAUUUGAUUUUAAUAUAUCAAGUAUAAAGAAAGAUAUUUAUUACCUUUUUUAACAUGUUCCUUGAGACUGUAAUCUCUCCCAGCGAGGUGAAAGAAAUACUCGCUCCAAAAUGUAAAAAAGUUUUAUUCAUUUUGAGUGUUAAUCUUGUGAUGGCCCGUUUUUGUUCAAUGUAUUCUUCUAUAGAGAGGAUUUCUCCAGCCUCUUUAACAUAAUGUAUGGACAUUAACUUAGACGGUGUAUUUGUUUUCUAACAGAUGAGCCAGAGGAUGAGUCCAUGGAAACAACGGGGAAGGUACAUAGUUUUUUUGAAGUGCAAUAAAUACAUCUGAGGGGACAGUGUAAGCUUUUAUUUCUCUGUCCAAACAGGAGGAGGAGGAAGGCUCACCAAGUGUGAAGGGAGAACCAGUGAAAGGCUCGGACCUGCAUGAGGACAAUGUAACUGAGCAAACUCAUCACAUCAUUAUACCCAGCUAUGCUGCUUGGUUUGACUACAAUAGGUACGAAUAUUUUUCUUUUUGUAGCACUUGUGCUAGAAGAGCAGUUUGUAUCUGUGAUUACUUAGGUCUAUCAGAAGUGUAAACAUGAAGGAAAAUAUUGAAGAAUUUCAUGCAGUGCAUAUUUAAAAAGUGUAAAAUAUUUUGCGCAGAUGAAUUUUAGCUGUGUUCUUAAAAUUUCAUAAAUCUUUCCCCAGUGUUCAUGCCAUCGAGCGCAGAGCCCUGCCAGAGUUCUUCAAUGGGAAGAACAAAUCCAAAACACCUGAGAUGUAAGGAGUUCAGCUGUACUAAACAGUGUCAAAGAUGUUUUUAAUGUUCUUCUCUUUUUUGACGAAUGUUUCUCCUUUUUUUCAGUUACUUGGCAUAUAGAAACUUCAUGAUUGACACUUAUCGGCUAAACCCUCAAGAGUACCUGACCUCCACUGCCUGUCGCAGGAAUCUAGCAGGAGACGUGUGUGCAAUCAUGAGGUGGGUGGUCGCUGAAUAAGAAUUCAAGAAUUUACAUAAAGUAUAAAUAUAUAAAGCAGUCACUAGUUUGGUUAAAUUGCUAUUUAUGUCUCCUCUGCUGUAGAGUCCAUGCCUUCUUGGAGCAGUGGGGUCUGAUCAAUUAUCAAGUGGACUCGGAGAGCCGACCCACACCUAUGGGCCCCCCACCCACCUCUCACUUUCACGUCCUGGCAGACACUCCAUCCAGUCUUGUGCCGUUGCAGCCCAAGACGUCUCAGGUCCACUAACACAACCACACGCUGACAAAUAGACACAUGCGGACUUUGUCUGUGUUGUUUUUAAUGUUGUCCCUCUGUUACUGCAUUCCUGCAGACUCCUUCCUCCCAGCAGAUGAUGUCCUUCCCUGAUAAAGUGAAGGAGAAACCAGCAGAUCUGCAGAACUUUGGGCUGCGGACUGACAUGUACAACAAGAAGACGAGCUCUGCAAAGGUACACAUUUUGAACAAAACAAGACAGAAUUGUGUUAUACUUGGACAGAUCAUGCUAACAGAGCUGCUGUCCAUAUUUGUGCACAGAGCAAGAGUGCUGCCAGCUCUAUGAGGGAGUGGACUGAACAAGAAACACUACUCUUACUUGAGGUACAAAAUGGACUUUUUCAAUGCCAGAUACUGAGCCAGGAAAUGUAAAAUAACAAAAAACAGACAGACAGAGCUUAAUGAAGCCCCCUCCUCCCUCAGGGUCUGGAGAUGUACAAGGACGACUGGAACAAGGUGUCAGAACAUGUAGGCAGCCGUACUCAAGAUGAGUGUAUCCUGCACUUCCUGCGACUGCCCAUUGAGGACCCUUAUCUGGAAGACCACUCCUCGACCCUGGGACCACUGGCUUAUCAGCCAAUACCUUUCAGCCAAGCGGGAAACCCCGUUAUGAGCACAGUGGCUUUCCUCGCCUCUGUGGUCGAUCCCCGUGUGGCCUCGGCUGCAGCCAAGUCUGCUCUGGGUGAGAAUGAGCUGAUUUAAAACCAUCCUCAGACAGAAUAUCCUGCUGCACAGACCGCAGUGUGAGCACGAGUCAAAGAAACGGAGGGGUGUCUCUGUGGUGAUGCUCUUCUCUCCACCUGUCACCACUCAGCACAUCUGCAACAUAAAGUUUAAGUACAAUAAUCCUGCUCUAGUGUGAAUAUGAGCUAUAUUAGACACUCCACAUUUCACACUGAUGUCUCAUACAGUUCUCCCACUUCUUCUUCUUCGACAUUCAUCACUUUCCUCAUCUCUGAAUCUGAUAUUUUCUGUGAAUAAAUCAAUAACCCGGAUCCAUCUCUCCUCUUCUCAGAGGAGUUCUCUCGUAUGAAGGAGGAGGUUCCUGCUGCGCUUGUUGAGGCUCAUGUGCGGCGGGUAGAGGAGGCAGCGAGGGUCAGCGGCCGACAGGACCCUCUGUAUGGUCUGGAGGGGAGCGGGAUAGCAGGCACGGGGCUUGAAGAGGGAGAAAGAGCAGGUAGAACGGAAAAACAGCACACUAUCAAAACACGUCUUAUGAAAUAACUUAUGAAGUGAUUAUAAAAGUUCACUUCAUCUUUAUUUUGUAGAUGAAAGCAAUGAAGAAAGCAAGAGUGACGGCCAAACAAGUGAAGAGAAGAGGGAGGCCAAGGUAUGACGUGUGUUUUUUAUGAUCUGACGAUUCAUGAUUAUUUAUGUGAGGCUCACUGUGCUCUGUGUACUUUACAGGACAACAAAGAUGGAGCGGCUGAAGAAGAGGAGAAGCAGGCGGAAAACGGAAAGAAGGAAGAAGAAAGAGGGAGGGAACAAGAGGCAGAGAGGGAGGCGGACAAAACAGAAUCUGAGAUGGGUAUGAGAGAUAAACAGCAUCCCAGUCAGAUAAAGAAAAUGCAAUAUUGUUCUUAUUAAAGAUGGUGAAAAGAACCGUUUCUUUUUUCUCAGGCGAUGGAGAGAAAGAGAAGGAUGGAAAAGAGGGUGCAGAGGAGGGACAAAGAGAAGCAGAGAGUGAAGGAGAAAGAAAAGCAAAAGUAGAACGAGAUGUGGGAGAGGGGAACCUGGCCACAGCUGCAGCAUCUGCUCUCGCUGCUGCUGCUGUAAAAGCCAAGGUAGAGUUGAUUCUGACAGCUUUUACCAUCCUCUAUCCUUUCUUUGAACGUUUCUCUCAUUUUCAAAGCUUCUCAUUUUUUUUUUCUAUGUAGCAUCUGGCCGCAGUGGAGGAGAGGAAGAUCAAAUCUCUUGUUGCUCUGCUGGUGGAGACCCAAAUGAAGAAGCUGGAGAUCAAACUGCGACACUUUGAGGAACUGGAAACCAUCAUGGACAGAGAGAGGGAGGCUGUGAGUAAUGGGUCCUUUGAUUUGUGGUAUCUGAAUGUAGUAACAGCUCUGAACCUGUAACAUCUGAUGUUUUUGUCGGUGUGUGUGUGUGUGUGUGUGUGUGUGUGUGUGUGUGUAGUUGGAGUACCAGCGUCAGCAGCUGCUGGCUGAUCGUCAGUCCUUCCACAUGGAGCAGCUGAAAUACGCUGAGAUGAGGGCCCGCCAGCAGCACUUCCAGCAGAUCCAGCACCAGCAGCACAGCCAGGCCGGGGGUCCUCAUUCCAAUCAGGCUGCCACCGCCACAAGCCAGCCACCCCAGGGUCAAAGUCAGCAAGCUCCCACCACACCAGCACCACAACCGGCCCCCAGCCCCGCCCCUCCAACCUCCUCUGCUCCGCCCCCUGAAUCUCAGCCAGCUCAGGCUGCUCACACCUCUCCCCCCUGUCCUCCAGGCCAGACCCCAGCUACUCACUCCAACUCGAGCUCCAGCUCUGCUCCUGGACUUCACGGUGAGUUUGAGAGUGAAGGACAAAUCAGAGGCUUUAACUAGGGUGACCAUACGUCCUCUUUUACUUGGACAUGUCCUCUUUUUUUGGGGGCCUGUGUCUGGGGAAGUUUAUAAAAUCCUUCAAAUGUCUGCGGGUUUUGUAUGGAAGUUUGGAGUUUGUGUCACGUGGACUUACUGAGUGAGAAGCGCGUAAAAAACUCUUGACCCGAAAAACUAUCAAAAUGAACUUAGUGCGACUCUGUGACUCUGCCCCCAUGUAGUUGUGUUCUCUUUUUGGGAAGUCAGAAUAUGGUCACAGACUACUUUAACAGAGGUAAAACUCCAGUAGAUUUCAGGUUUAACUUCCUUUUUUGCAUUGUUUGACUUUGUUUUCUAAUGAGGAAGUUAUUCAUUUUUAAAAAACAGUCCCAGAAAAUGGAAGCAAAAAAAUUUAAAAGAAAAAGCCGAAAUUUUUAUUCAACCGUGGGCUUCACCUGAUCAUUUUGCAGUACUAAGAUUCUUAAAUUUGUCUCCUCUUCCUUUGUUCAUCUGAUCACAGAGCCCAGCGCCCCCCUCCCCGGGGAAACCCUCCAUCCUUCAGCUCCAGUACCGCCUCCACAGUGAGAGAAAAUUUCAUCGCCUGAGGAUCUGAAUGACUCUCUGAAUCCUGCCUGUAUCAUCUGAAAUGAAGAAGUCAUAAAUUGAAGGAAAAGAACAAAUUUUACAUGUUCAGCUCUUUUCGUUUGUUUUCCAAAAAGACAAUUUUAUGUGAGAAAAAAGAAAAAAAAACAGCCUCUAUGUGGAACCACUUUGACUAUCUGUUAAAAACAAAGAAGUCCUUGUCAAAUUGGAUCUGACUGCGAAGAAAACUUCAAACAGAAGCCAUUCAUCCUGCGUGGUCAAUUGGACAGUAACAUCCCACUGAUUUGAAGCCUAACAACACCAGAGACUUGGUGAGCUCAGAGGGUCUUAGAAACAUUCUGGCAUCUAUGGAGAAGAAGAGAAAAAAGACUCAUCUCUUUUUUUUCAGUGUUUUGGAAAUCGAUGCAUUUUAUUUCCUGGAAUGGUUUGUGACAGCUCGUGAAACCUUUUGCUUUUGAAUCUCCCUCCCCUUUGUACUGAAGGUACUAAUGAAAUUAUGUCAGAAAAAAAUGCACUUUUAACCUUGGUCUCAUUGAAAGACUUGAAAUCCAUGAAAUCAAACUCUAGCACUUAUAUUGUCUCUGACCUUGUCUUAAAUACUGAAGGUUUUGGAAACUUGAUCGGGAAUAUUACUUUUUCCUAAUUAUUGUACGACAUGGAUGAACGGUCACUCCACAGGGUCAGGCCAGAAGGUCGCAUGCCUAAGACUCACUUUUUUCUCCAGAGAAGUGUGUAAUGAAGGAAUAUCAGAAGCCAGUUUGAAGGAGGAAAAUUAGCUGGUUAAAUGACAAGUUGUACUGUAAACUAGGAGUAUCGAGCCUUUUGGUGCACUUAAAUGACAACAUUUGAAGUACUGACAGCAUGAGACCAUCAGCCUGAAAAGAUUUCUCUCUAAAAGUAUUUCCCAAAUGUCCCCCAAUUCAACAGCACUUAUAGAAGAACAUGAGGAGCUUCAUGUUUUUGCAGAUCUGGAUGAAUUCAAAACAUCUAGGUUGUACUUUUUUGAAGAAUGUAGUUUUGUUCAAAAGGAGCGAAUGGAAAAAAAAAAAAAGGUCUGACAAAAUUAUUCUACCAGCGACUAUAAACAUUGUUUUUUUUUUAUUUUUAUUAUUAUUAUUUGUUAUCUGUGUUUAUUGCUAAACCAAAAUGUUUUUAUAACUAUGUUUAUCUCACAAUCAUUCAGUGAGUUUUACUAAGGUUACUUGGGAAAUGAAGAGGAUUUGUUUUGAAGCAGCUUGUUUUUACUCAGUGCAUUUCAAGUUACACAUUGAAGAAAUGUCACAGCUGUCAAAAAAACAAGGGAGCUCGCACCUUAAACAGCUGACAACAGAUGAAUAGUGUUCUUAAUAUUGGCAACAGCAUCCUCACUUUUUAUCCUAUCGAUUUUUGUACUUUUUACUGUCUGUUUUUCAUCCUCUUUAUUUGAUAUGUCAACAUUGUAACUGUGUAUUAUUACCUUUGUAGCCUAUAUUUAUCCUCUCCUCUGUUGUGAAUGAUGCGGGCAAGUCUGCUAGAUCUGCCUGAGAUGUGACUGUGUGCAUGUUUGAAUGUUUGUGGACGCAUGCCAUUCGGAUCUGUAAACAUCAUUACCGUUCAGUUUUAUUUUCAGUGCCAUUUGCUGUUUUUUGCAAAGUCUGAAUAAUUAAAAAAAAAAGAAAACCUGCUCUGUUCUGCUCACGACACAUCACGUCAGUGUCAUGGAAUAUAAUCCAGCCAGAUGAUGAAACUUUAACGUCUGUCAAGCCAGUAUUGCAGAGCUCACCACGGCUGUGAGAAGAAAUGGACUUCUUUUAUCUGUGUUAUUACUACAUAGUGUGGAUUUUGUGGUAUGAAAUAAGUGUGCGUUCAGUUUCUGUAUGUUUUUCACUAUGCUGGAGGUAGCAGCAGUUACAUUGACUAUUAUACAGUAGAAGUCAAUCUUUCCUCAGUAAAUCAUCACAUUAGUGCUGACAGAUACUCUGGCAGUUUGUAUUGAUAAAUGGUGAGACAAAGAGGUUCAGGUUUUAAAUACAUCAUGUUCUGGAAAAAAAUAAAGAUUUGAAGAGGAGUCACCGUGGGAUUUGUUUUUUCUUACUCAAGUUUUACAGACUGGUAACUCCUAACACUCAGAUAAACAUGUUUGUGUUUAUUUUUUAAACCUAUUUUAUCAGGAUACAGCAGAACAGGGAACAACAGAGUUAUCGCACUACUUUCACAACAGUUCAAGACUUUAUUUUGUUGGCACUGAACAUGCUUUAAAUACCUGAAUGUUACUGUGUGAUUUUUGUUUCCAACAAGAAAUGCAUUUUAACAGUCAGAUGUAUAACCUGUUGGGAACCUUUGCUGUUGAUCAUGUGACAAAAAAAGGCUGUAUCAAUAGUGUUCAGUGAAUAACUCGUCUGAUGACUACCCCCUGUCGGUUUCAGACAUUAAAAUAACUGUUCAGAAAAGUCA